Cyprinus carpio (common carp) is the source of this 857-nucleotide messenger RNA. Its product is annotated as protein SCO2 homolog, mitochondrial-like. The transcript has a single exon. The record is from RefSeq and is a predicted model, not a curated record. Bases 32 to 805 code for a protein of 257 amino acids. NCBI's taxonomy places the organism in Eukaryota, Metazoa, Chordata, Actinopteri, Cypriniformes, Cyprinidae.
CCCCUCAUGCAGAUCUCUCAAAAAGACACAUAUGUCCCAUAUUAGAACAUCAGCUCAAGGUUUUCCUCCACGACACUGCCGUCUACCAUGGUUACUUGGAGAACAAAGAGCUUUUUACUCUCAAGGCUCUUCUAAAUCGCCAAACCCAGGCUCAUCCGCAGGGAUCAAACUGCGAACACGCUUAGUGGCGACGCUGCUUUUCGGAGGUGGUAUUAUUGGUACGUGGUGGUAUGUUUAUCAGGAGAAACAACAGAAGAUCCAGAUGCAGAGACUGGAGCAGUUGAGAAAAGUGGCAGUCGGACAGGGAGACUUCAGUCUGUUGGAUCACACAGGACAGCGAAGGACCAAACGUGAUUUCCUGGGCCGCUGGGUGCUCUUAUACUUCGGCUUCACCCACUGUCCGGAUAUCUGCCCAGACGAGCUGGAUAAAUUGACCAAUGUGGUGCGUACUCUUGAUAAAGACCCCAGCCUGCCCCCCGUCCAGCCACUUUUUAUCACUGUUGACCCCGAGAGAGAUGACGUGGCUGCCAUGGCCAAGUACGUAAAAGAUUUCCAUCCCCGGCUGAUCGGAUUGACGGGUACUGCGGAGGAAGUGAAGCAGGCAGGACGGGAUUAUAGGGUCUACGCCAGCGCUGGGCCUAAAGAUGAGGAUGGAGAUUAUAUUGUGGACCACACCAUCAUCAUCUACCUGGUAAACCCAGACGGACUCUUCCUGGACUACUACAAUAGAAUGAAAAAUGAUGUACAGAUUGCUGAAGGUAUACGUAAUCACAUGAAAAACUACGUUAAAUUAUUUCCAGAUUAAUCUUAAUAAUUGGAAAAUGUGUUUGCACAAUAAAGCCUAAUUAUGAAAUGCU